CAAUGAGACGGGCAAAACAAAAACUAGUACUUAUCUAAUACAUGAAAAAUCUACAGAACAUUUAAUGCAAGAUUACAUUAAAAGUCUUGCUGCCAUUUGUGCUACUCCAUGUGGCUGGAACUCUGCAACCACUUUGCAGCCUUCAUUGCAGUCUCAUUUCCUUUCAUUUGCUGCCACUUGUGUAGCUCCAUGUGGUUCUCUCCCUUCAUUUCAUUUUGUUGCCACCUGUGCAGCUUUCUUUCCAUUUACUGCCUCUUGUGCAGCUUUGACACCGCAGCUCGAACACUCUUCCUUCGUGUUAAAGCUAAGGAUAACAUGACAUUAACCAAGCAUUUGGAAUCUGCCAUUUUGUAGUUCUUUAUGCUUUGGUUUGGUUUGUUGUUGCUACUAAAGCAUCUCCUUUAGCAGAUCAGCUCCUUCUUCAAUGUUGCAGCUUCAUCUUGCUUGGAUUUGCUGCUUUAACAAAUUUUUGGAGCAUUGCUGAGCUUUCCCGUUGCACCCUUGAUAGAUUUUUUCCCUUUGGACUGCUAGCUAUAGAAUCCAUGGACACCUUCUCUUUGAAUCCAGCUUUCCUCUCUUUGACAUCUCCCAUGGUGGGACUAACAUAUGCCUCCAUCUUCACAGCCUUUUUUGCUGCAAGAUUUUGGCCAAGCAAGAGGGGUUUCACAUGAAAAACCAUCUGAAAAACAAAGAAAGGU
Rubroshorea leprosula is the source of this 698-nucleotide messenger RNA. NCBI's taxonomy places the organism in Eukaryota, Viridiplantae, Streptophyta, Magnoliopsida, Malvales, Dipterocarpaceae. The record is from the annotation of a GenBank genome assembly.